Puntigrus tetrazona (Sumatra barb) is the source of this 2081-nucleotide messenger RNA. RefSeq names its product cysteine-rich with EGF-like domains 2 (gene creld2). The transcript has 11 exons. The record is from RefSeq and is a predicted model, not a curated record. NCBI's taxonomy places the organism in Eukaryota, Metazoa, Chordata, Actinopteri, Cypriniformes, Cyprinidae. Bases 202 to 1332 code for a protein of 376 amino acids. Gene Ontology annotation, molecular function: calcium ion binding.
AUGGGCUGACGCGGAAAUCUGAAUGUCCAGCUGGUUAGAAGGCGGCAUGGAAAUUUCUGAAAAUGACAAUCUAUAUGUCUUUAUAAUAAACGUGUAAUAAUUUCGGACACUAGAUGUUGAUGCAGGGGAUCUUAACUGGGUGGAGACAACCUAGAAAACAGUGUUUUUUUAUUGGACAACCUUUGAGCUAGACAAGAAAGCAUGUUACGAUCAUAUAGUAUUUUUCGCUUGAGUGUUGUUAUUUUGUUUCUAGCACUUGGAUCUUUGCAUGCCAAGGACUUUAAGUCAUUAUGUUCAACAUGCAGACAAUUAGUCGACAAUUUUGACAAGGGUCUGGAUAAAACGGCAAAGCAAAAUUUUGGUGGUGGAAACACAGAAUGGGAAGAGCGAAAACUCUCCAAAUAUGUGUUGAGUGAGAUUAGGUUGACGGAGAUACUGGAGAGUUUGUGUGACAGCAGCAGUUUUGAGUGUAACCACAUGUUGGAAGAAAAUGAAGAACACUUUGAGACAUGGUGGUUCAAGAGGAAAACAAAACACCCCGAUCUAUUCAAAUGGUUUUGUAUAGAGACCAUUAAAAUGUGCUGCCCAAAAGGCUUAUUUGGUCCUGACUGCAACACUUGCAUUGGAGGUGCUGACAAACCAUGCCAUGGUAACGGCAAAUGUGAUGGAGAUGGAACAAGGGCUGGAAAUGGAAAGUGCAGUUGUGAUAAGGGAUAUAAAGGGGAGUUAUGUCUGGACUGCAGUGAUGGUUAUUUUAGUGCACUGAGGAAUGAUACAUUCUCCUUGUGCAAAGAGUGUCAUGAGUCUUGUGUUGACUGCAUCGGAGGAACCAAUCACGAUUGUAAAGAAUGUAGGAAUGGCUGGGAGAAAGACCAAGAAGGAGCAUGCAUUGACAUCAAUGAAUGCACCAAAGAUCCAGCUCAAUGCAAAGAUAACCAAUACUGCCUAAACACGGAUGGAUCUUUCUUCUGUAAAGAAUGUGAUAUAAGAUGCUCUGGUUGUAAAGGACCUGGAUCAAGUAACUGUCUCACUUGUGCUGAUGGCUAUAAGGAUGAAGAAGGCACAUGUACAGACACUAAUGAAUGCACUGAAGAUCCAGAUCUGUGCAAAGAAAACCAAUACUGCCUAAAUACAGAUGGUUCUUUCAUAUGUAAAGAAUGCAAUACCGGAUGCUUUGGUUGCAAAGGACCUGGUGCCAACAACUGCUUGAACUGUGCUGAUGGUUAUAAGGAUGAAGAAGGCACUUGCACAGAAGAGAAUAAGGAAGUGCCUGACUUUGAUUCUGAAGGUUCGCAAACUGGUGACUCACCCAAAAAACAUGAGGACCUCUGAAGUCAUAAUGCUUGAAUGCAGAAAACACCCUCCAGGACACAAUAUUUGCCUAUGGACCACUAGUGUCUGCAGUGUUUAAAUACGGGUUGUUCUUCUGGAAUAAUCAAGAGUUAAAGGCACUUGCAGCAAAUACUUAAACAGCACUAUUUAAUUUGUGGAACAUGUUUUUGCAGUAGACGUGGUCAGCACCACAUUCCCUGUGAGCAAGAUUUACUUAAGAUACAUUAACUGCUGGUUUUUUUUUUUUUUUUUGUACUUGUAUGCCCCCUCUCAAUUUUUGUUGACUUGUUAAUUAAAAUGUUUUUAAAAAUUCAAUCAACUGUUUGUUUGUUUGUUUGUUUUUUUUAAGUUUAGAAACUGUUUGGAUAAUUUUGCUGUAGCUGAAAGAGUCAAAACCACAAAUAUAAUUAAGCUGUUUCUUUGACAACUUUAGUUCUCCAAUGCAAGGUCUAUCCUCUUUCCUACACACAAUGUCAUUUGUAUGGCAUAGAUUAUGGGAGAACCUUCCAUUUAAAUAUGAUUAUCAACAACUGCCAAUUAGUCAUAAUGAAACAGUAGUAAAUCUUUUCUUUUGUAUUGUGUACAUUUGAGUGCAAACAUUCUGGCCAGUCCACACCUGUGUUUAUUAAUUUGUUCGUUCAUUCAUUCUAUACUUUGUUAUAUGGAGUAAUACAUGUUUUGUUAUAUUUUGUGCAACCACGUAUAUCAUGCUAUCCUAAAAAAGUAAAAAUAAAAAAUACAAGCCUUGA